UGUACACAGAGUUAGUCUAAUAAGACGUCAUGAUGAAGGUCGCUCUGUCAUUCGCCGCUGUUUUGGCUGCCGUUGCUGCUCUUCCGCCCCCCCUUGGACCCGGAGGCGCUGGCCCUGCAGGGUCUUUCAUGCCCUCCCCGGCCAUGAUCCAGUCCUUCAUCCCGACGCCCGAGGAGAUCAACGCCCUCGCGGCCAUUCCUCCAGCAGCCCCCGGAGCUUUUGGAGGAGCCCCUGGACCAUUCGGAGCCCCUAAAGCUUUUGGAGCUCCUGGAGCCUUUGGAGCGUUCGGUGCCCCUGGAGCUGCCUUCGGCCCCGGGGCAGUGGCACCUCCAACCUUGCCUCCUGCAGUUGCACACAUGGUCAGUAAGUACCAGGCUGCUGCUGCUGCAUUCAUGCCCCCUGCCCCUGCCGCUGCCCCCGGAGCAGCCUGAAUUCAUUCUUGAUUAAGAUUUUUAUCGAUAGGUGUAUGUCUGUAGCCAAUAAAAUCUGAUGUAGCAUCA
Molecule: messenger RNA, 500 nt
Organism: Penaeus indicus
Lineage: Eukaryota; Metazoa; Arthropoda; Malacostraca; Decapoda; Penaeidae
Product: collagen, type I, alpha 1b-like
Exons: 4
Coding region: 30-431 (133 amino acids)
Source: RefSeq, a predicted model, not a curated record